AUCGUCUCAACUACAUGAUAAACUACUUAUAUCAUGGCCGCCGCGGUUCGAGAUGAGGUCGAAUAGAUUAUUUUUCAAGCAAAACAUAGAAUUAUUUGGGUACUUGGGUUAGAUUCCGCCGCGUCUCCCUUCUUUUUUAUUCAACUCUUAUAGAUCAUCAUCAGCUCGUAGUUCAACACACCACAAGCUCAACCAGCCAUGUCUUCUAACUCGACUACAAACGGAACACCCGAAAUGAAGAACGACGGCAGCGGUAAUAAUCCGGAGCCGAUCGCCAUCGUCGGCAUGGGUUGCCGAUGGCCGGGAGACGUCCAAGACGCUUCGGGCUUGUGGGAGCUUUUGAAAAACAAGCAGACCGGCUACCGAGAAUUUGGGGAUCACCGCUUCCCCCUUAGCGGUUUUCACCAUCCCAACCCAGAUCGCCCAGGGAGCAUCGCGACUCGCGGAGGUUUUCUGCUGGCGGAGGACCCCCGCCUAUUUGACCCUGCCUUCUUCGGAAUGACACCCCUAGAAGUAGAAACGAUGGAUCCCUCGCAGAGAAAGCUCCUCGAAGUCGUAUACGAAGCAUUCGAAAAUGCUGGAGAGCCGUGGGAGAGUUUCUCCGGAUCGCGUACCGGCGUGUUUGUUGGCAACUUUAGCACUGACCACACCCUGAUCGCGGGAAGGGACCCGGAUCACCCCCGACCCUAUGCGAGCACCGGAAGCUCCAUCAGCAUCCUCAGUAACCGCAUUAAUUAUAUCCUUAACCUGCUUGGCCCAAGUGUUACUCUCGAUACCGCAUGCUCAUCAUCCAUGUAUGCGCUCCAUCUCGCCGUUACGGCCAUUAGGAGCGGUGAUUGCGACUCCGCCAUCGUGGCCGCUUCCAACUGCAUCAUGGACCCCAGCGCUCAGCUCAUGAUGACGAAGCUAGGUGUAUUGUCACCUACUUCCACCUGUCACACCUUUGACGCCUCAGCAGACGGCUACGCUCGCGGUGAGGGUUUCGCCGCGCUUUACCUGAAAAAGGUAUCCGACGCUGUCAAGGGCGAUUUCCCCAUUCGCGCCGUAGUCAGGGGUACCGCCAUCAACGCCAACGGUCGUACGGGCGGUAUCACGCAUCCUAGCAAUCUGGGCCAGGAAGCGGUUAUCCGCCAGGCUUACCAAAAUGCUGGAAAUCUUCCUCUAGGCGAUACAACAUACUUCGAAUGCCACGGUACCGGAACUCCUGUCGGAGAUCCGAUCGAAGUAUCUACCAUCAGCGACGUUUUCUCUUCCGAGAAGUCGGCAGACGACCCGCUGUAUCUUGGUUCCAUCAAAACUAACUUGGGCCACACUGAAUCCGCAAGUGCCAUCGCCGGAAUCAUGAAGGUUGUACUGGCGCUAGAACAUGGAGUCAUCCCCCCUAGCGUCGGGGUUAAGAACCUCAACCCCAAAAUUGACCUAGAAAAGGCCAAGGCAGUCGUGCUGCGGGAAAUGACGCCCUGGCCUGCCGGCAAGAUUCGCCGCGCCAGUAUCAACUCUUUUGGAUACGGUGGUGCUAACGGCCACUGCAUCAUCGACCACGUUAACAAUGUCAUUCCCAACUACGUUAAGCCCGGCGUUUACGCGGCACCUCAGAAGCCUCUGGCCGACGUGGUCGAGAUUGAUGGUCCCAUCGACAGCGAAAUAGUGCCACCGCACUAUCCCCUCGCAAAGGAAGUCAAAUCGGUGCGAAAGGCCGACGCCGUCACUCGCGACUUGGUUGUCCUCCCAUUCUCUGCUCACAAUGAGGCUUCUCUCAAAUUGAACAUCGCUGCCUUGGCCGAUAAUAUUGGUGCUCACAACCUCGCGGAUGACGCAUACACCCUCUCAACGAAGCGCACUAAGCUGAUGCAGAGGACCUUUAGUAUCGUCAACAGAGAAGACCCGGAGCAGUCUCUUAAAGAGAGCCUUGGCAAACUUGCAGUUAUCUCAAGUUCCGCAAAGACUGCAAAGCUCGGCUUCAUAUUUACCGGCCAAGGUGCCCAAUGGCCUGCGAUGGGACGUGAGCUGCGCCAGUAUGCAGUAUUCAGGAAAUCAAUCGAGUACAUGGACUACGUCCUCAGUGCGCUCCCGGGAAAGCCCUCGUGGAAGAUCGAGGACAUCCUUACAGGCGACUGCGAGCCGGACCGCAUUCACCACCCCGAAGUCUCCCAAACCGUCUGCACCGCGGUGCAGGUCGCAUUGCUUGACCUUCUUUCCUCCUGGAACGUGCGUCCUUCGGGAGUCGCCGGCCACUCUUCGGGUGAGAUGGCUGCUACUUACGCUGCUGGCCGCAUCACGGCUGCAGAGGCUAUCGCCGCCGCAUACUUCCGAGGCCAGGCCGUAUCUAAGAACAAGCAACAAGGUGCUAUGCUUGCUGUCGGCUUAGGGCAAGAAGAGGCGCAAGAGUACCUGAUUGGUUUAGAGGAGAAGAUCAAGAUUGCCGCCGUCAACUCCCCCAACAGUGUCACGCUCAGCGGUGACAUCGACGCCGUACAAGACCUAGCUAAAAUUCUCGACCAGGAUAGGAAAUUCAACCGUCUGCUCCAGACUGGCGGAAAUGCUUAUCACUCGCACCACAUGCGAGCUCUGGGCGAAGAUUACGAGAGCCUCCUUUCCAAGGGUCUCGCUCGCGUGGCUGACCUGGGACUCGCGGACCUCAAGCAGAGAUAUCCAGCAACAGCUUGGACGUCGUCCGUUUACCCCGAGAAGGCAUCGCUCGGUAUCGACGUUAACCCGCGAUACUGGAGAGCCAACCUUGAGUCUCCCGUUAGAUUCUCCGACGCGGUACUACGCAUGGCUACCUCAGAGUCUAACCCUAUUGACGUUCUCGUCGAAGUCGGCCCGCACCCUGCGCUUAAGGGUCCCGUAUCUCAGAUUCUAAAGAGCGUCGACGAAACCAAGCCUUACUUCUCAACUCUCAAGCGCAAAGAAGAUGCCCAAGUUUCUAUCCUAAAUCUCGCAGGGACAUUGUUCUGCCUAAAUGCUCAGAUCGACCUGGGCCUAGUUAAUUCGGUGGAUGAGAUUGACGCCGAAGAUGGGCUGACCCUCGUCCACGGUAGCACGGCCGUAGACUUACCGCCUUAUAAAUACGCAUACGGGCCUAUCCAUUACUACGAGAGUCGAUUCAGCCAAGAACUUAGGGCUCGCAACAUUCAAAGCCACGACCUCGUCGGAUCUAAGCUUCCAGGUAACGCCAAGCUCAGGCCUCAGUGGCGUAAUAUCUUACGUCUUAAGGACCUACCAUGGCUCGGCGAUCAUAGGCUUCUGCCUCACCCGGUUUUCCCCGGCGCCGGCUACAUUGCUAUGGCCGUAGAAGUAGCUUCCCGAGCUUACAAUGAAUUGCCCGAGCCUUUCCCCAUCACCGGAUUUUCUCUGCGCAACGUCUCUAUCAGCAAUGCGCUACGCAUUCCUGACGACGACUAUGGAGUUGAGGUUCUCAUCAGCUUGGAACUUGUCGAUACUGCCACUGCAAAGGCUCCGGCCUGGACCAGCUUUUCCAUUAGCUCCGUCGUCAAGGACUCGGAUCAAUGGACUAAGCACUGCUCCGGUCUCGUCAAGGUUGAGAUAGGCGCGCCUACUCUGUCCAAGAAAUUGUCUACCGAGAUGGAUGCUAGGGCCGUUAGCACUCGCGCCUGGUAUAAGACGUUCAAGGAGAUCGGCCUGGGCUAUGGACCUGCAUUCCAGGGCCUGCGCGAAAUCCAAGCUGAUCCUGCUCGGAAGUUAGCGGUGGCUAAGGUUGCUCUCGACACAACAGCAGGAACUAUCAAGGGCGGCGAGUCGAGCUAUCCACUACACCCGGCAUCUCUAGACGCUAUCUUCCAGCUUGGCCUCAUCGCCUGCCACGGCGGACAGACAAACGUUGCUCACACUGCCUAUGUGCCGACUCACAUCGACAGGCUAUACAUCAAGAAUGGCAACACGGAGACCUGGGGUACAGCUAUCGCCGGUGGCGAGCUAAAGGGUUUGCGAGGAGCUUACGCCAACAUGCAACUAGUAAACCAGUCUGGAGAGGUCGUUAUGGACUUGCCUCAGCUUCGCUGCAUCAGCUAUACCGAGAAGCAGAGCUCUCAAGACUUAAAUAAGGAGUUCAGUGCCCCCGUGAUGCGCCUCUCUUGGAAGCCCGACGUCCGCAGCCUCAAGACGUCUCAAGCAGGAAAGCUGUUCCCCCCACCGCAGGAGAAUGUUGACAAGUGUUACUUGUUUGACGUCUUCGACAGGCUCGCCACCCUAAUGGUCGUAGACAUAUUUGAACGCUACGGCCACAAGGGAGAGCUAGCACACGCAGCCGAAAACCAGCGGGAAUUCAUGAAGUGGGUACGCAAGCGCGUGGACGACGACAAUGACUACGUUAAAGAGGCUAAGCAGCUAUCAAGCGACGAACGACAACAGCUUAUCACCAAGCUAGUCGAAGAGAACCAGCACUGCUCUGACGUCCGGAUUGCUAGGGAGAUUUUUAAUAAUAUUGACGACAUCCUCUACGAACGCAGGUCCGGUCUCGACGUCGUUGUUCCUAACGGAAUGCUCACAUCCUUGUACGAGGAAGGUAUCACUAUGACUGGUGCAUAUCCGCAAGUCUUAAAGCUCUUCGAUGCUCUAGGUCAUAUAGAGCCCAGCCUAAACAUUCUCGAGGUCGGUGCCGGAACCGGCGGCGCUACGCGUAUCAUUAUGAAAGCCCUCGCCAACGACAACGGCAUCAAGCGCUACAAGGAAUACACCUAUACGGAUGUGUCGAGCGGUUUCUUAUCCGCUGCCCGGGAAGCUAUGGCCAAGUACCGAGAUAUGAACUUCUCAGUCUUGAACAUCGAGAACGACCCGCUAACUCAGGGAUUCGAACCCGUAUACGACGUGGUAAUUGCUUCCGAAUGUUUACACGCCACGGCUAGCAUCUCUGAAACUCUUACCAACUGCCGCAGGCUCCUCAAGCCCGGCGGGAAGCUCAUCGUGAUCGAAAAUACCAGGACAAUCAUCGGCCACGGUCUGGUGCUAGGAAACUUGACAGGUUACUGGAGCGGCAUUCCGGACGGUCGCGUGGAGAGUCCCUUCUUGACUUUGGAGCAAUGGAACUCUGCUCUCGUAGCUGCCGGCUUCUCGGGAACUGAUCUCUCUUUGGAUGAUUACCCCGCCCCUUACACGACCGCUUCUACUAUCAUUGCCACCGCCGUCGAGACUAACGAGGCCAAAGCCACUCCCCAGGCCACCGAAUCCAACGUGUACCUCUUAUACUCCAACGAGAAGCCCGAGAUACUAGGCCAACUUGCUGUUGAGUUAGAACGCCGCCAGAUCAAAUUCGAGAUCCUUCCCAUCAACCAGAGCACUUAUUUACCGCUCAAUUCCCGCGUCAUCGUGUCUUUGGAGGAUGACUUCUUGAUGAUCGACGCCAACGAGCAUCACCUCCAGAUGAUCAAGAAUAUCGUCCGCAGUGCUUCCAGCACCGUCUCUCUCACAAGCACAGGUAUCGUCAAGGGAACCAACCCAGACGCUGGCGUUGCGGCAGGUCUGCUGCGCACCAUCGGAACGGAGAACCCGACGUCAAAGUUCUUGUUUGUCGACAUCGACCCUGCCAGCGACGUCAAAGACCCUAACCUGGCGAAAUCGAUCAUCGAUCGGGAACUGGCCCUGCAGAGCAAGUCUACCGGCGAGAGUGAAGAUCACGAGUUCGUGUGGCAGGAUGGCUGCCUUUGGGUAAGCAGAGUUGUACCUGACACCGCCCUCGGGGAAUUUUACGAAAAGUUAGAAAUGCAUCCUAGCCGCGCCGAAAUGCUACCUUUUGGCCGCCAUGGACCCGUUCGUGCCGCGUUCGAAACUCCCGGAAUCUUGACUUCUCUAUACUUCAAGCCUUACGAAGAGAUGUGGAAGCCUCUCCCACAAGACUGGAUUCAAGUCAAGGUUGCCGCCGUAGGUCUCAACUGGAAGGAUCUCGCCAUCUCGGCAGGUCGUUUCGACAUGAACAACUUCUCUUCGGAAUUCUCAGGCGUCGUCGACAAGGUUGGUGCCGAUGUAGUUGACUUCCGCCCGGGCGACAAGGUAUACGGUAUGGGUAAGGGUCACUUUGGUAAUUACGUACGCACGCCGGCCAGACUCGCACAGCGGAUGCAAGAGGGAGACGAUUUUGUCGACGUGGCUACGAUGCCUCUAGUGUAUAUGACGGCAAUUUACGCGUUCGAACACGCUACCAAGCUAAAGAAGAACGAGAAGGUUCUCAUCCAAUCCGCGACGGGUGGUUUGGGUCUCUGCGCCAUCCAGCUCGCCCGGUCCAAAGGAGCCGAGAUCUUUGCUACUGCUGGUACCGCCGACAAGGCCCGAUACUUAACAGAGAAAGCAGGAAUUCCGGCGUCUCACAUAUUCUCCUCGCGCGACCCUAAGGAUAUUCCCAGGCUCAUCGAAGCUAGCGGGGGUAAGGGAUUCGACGUAAUCCUCGGUACUUCGACGGGAGAUAUGCUACACGAGUCGCUCAAGCUCGUAGCACCUCUUGGAAGAUACGUGGAUGUUGGCCGUGUCGACGUUCAGAACUCGAUGACCAUGGCUUUGGAGCUUUUCCAGAAGAGCGCCACCUUUUCGUCUUUCGACUUGGGUGUCGUCAUGGACGCCAGCGCCGAGAUGGGCCGCUUAUUGAUGGAGUCCGUCGAUAAGCACUACCGCGCCGGACAUAUCGGACCGGUCAAGCCCGUUACCUCCUCGGACGUGUCCCAGCUGGAUCAAGUGCUUCUGGGUUUCUCCAAGGGCACGCACAUCGGUAAGCUGGUAGUUACCUUCCAAGAUCCAGACGCGUUGGUCAAGAUGGUCCCGCCGGUUCCACGAGCUCAGUUUGACUCCGAAGCUCGAUAUAUCAUCACAGGCGGUCUUGGAGGUCUCGGAAGAAGCAUUGUUAGAUGGAUGGUCGAGCGCGGUGCUUGCGACUUCGUCAUCUUAUCUAGGAGCGGAACUCAGUCCAGCGAAGCCCAAGCUCUCGUAGCCGACCUAGAUGCCCGGGGCAUCAAGGUGAGCUCCGUGCGAUGCGAUGUCAGCAAAGCCGACGAUGUCCGCCGCGUGUUCUUGAAAUAUUCUCAGGACAAGACCAUAAAGGGAGUCGUACACGCAGCCGUUUCCUACCAGGAUCUGUCGUUCGAUAAGCUCAGCACGGAGCAGUGGACUUCCGGCCUCGCCGCCAAGGUUCACGGAACUCGCAACUUGCACGAAGCGACAAAAUCCCUUCCUCUUGAUUUCUUCGUCAUGACCACGUCUUUAGAAUCCGUCUUGGCCCUCGCUACCCAGAGCGCUUACACGGCCGCCAACAACUUCCAAGAGAUGUUCGCCCGGUACCGUAGGAGCCAAGGCCUGCCGGCCUCCACAGCUUCUUUCGGUCUCAUUACCGACGUCGGUUUCCUCAGCACGAGCACCACUACCCUCAACCUGAUGGCCCGCAACAAGGCUCUCGGAGUGACGGAACACGAGUUCCUGAAAUACCUCGAGAUCGCGUUCCUCAACAAUAAGAUUGGCGAAGAGGCCGAGUCGUGGAGCGGGGUUCAGGAAGAUCCUCUUUCCGGGUCCACCAUAAUUACCUGCCUCGAUCCCCGCGAGAUGGCCGAAAAGAAGUUGGAGGAGAUGGCUGCUAACAAUGGGAAUAUCGGCCCUACUCCUCGCUGGUACAGCGACGCGCGAGUAGCGCAGGUGAUGCGAGCAUUCGAAGACGCUCAGAGACAUCACGACGACGACGGCGCGCAGAGUAAGAAUAAGGGCCACGGUAACUCGGCUACCGCGGAACUCCGCCAGAGCUUCGAAGAGGCGAUAGCCAAAGGUCCUGAGGAGCGCAACAAGACUCACGCGUUGGUAACGUCCGCCGUCGUAGCAACAGUGGCGCAGGUGUUAUUUAUCGACGUGUCUGGAGUAGACGCUAACCGCACGGUUGCCGACUACGGCGUGGACAGCCUGAUCGCCGCAGAGCUGCGCAACUGGUUUAACACCGCAUUCGGAGCAGACAUCAGCAUGCUCGACUUGCUGGAUACCCGGACAUCGAUGAAGGACUUGGCGGGAAUGAUUGUGGAUGGCGCUCUGGCUGCUUAAUUGGAGCGGGUAGGGACGAUGGCGCGCGAGGCCGAGAGCCACUAUGAGAUAUUUGUAUGAAAUGAUAGAUUUUCUUAUACUGUACCUAACUUAUCCAAACGAGGGGUCGG
Messenger RNA from Daldinia caldariorum, 8132 nucleotides. RefSeq names its product polyketide synthase. Gene Ontology annotation, biological process: secondary metabolite biosynthetic process; fatty acid biosynthetic process. The transcript has 4 exons. Gene Ontology annotation, molecular function: oxidoreductase activity; 3-oxoacyl-[acyl-carrier-protein] synthase activity; fatty acid synthase activity. Lineage: Eukaryota; Fungi; Ascomycota; Sordariomycetes; Xylariales; Hypoxylaceae. The record is from RefSeq and is a predicted model, not a curated record. Bases 199 to 8022 code for a protein of 2607 amino acids.